Molecule: messenger RNA, 507 nt
Organism: Colletotrichum lupini
Lineage: Eukaryota; Fungi; Ascomycota; Sordariomycetes; Glomerellales; Glomerellaceae
Exons: 3
Coding region: 1-507 (168 amino acids)
Source: RefSeq, a predicted model, not a curated record
AUGGGAACCCUGCCCUUGGAUAGCCCGUCCAUUCUCUCUCACUCUCUCUUCGUUGACCCUCCAUCGCUCCCGCCGCCGUCUCUCAUCCGCCGCCCUACCGAAAGAACAGACCACAAGGAAAUCAAGACCCGGAACUUGGAAGAGCCUCCUGGACGCUUGUCUAGAUGGAAACGACGUGGAUCCCCACUAGACUGGAGAUGCAGCAAUACGGGCUGGCACGAAUCAUUAAUGUACGCCACUACAUGCGACGCCGAGAAGGGGAAGAAGGCAGCGCCACGGAAGAGAAAGAGAGGAGAGGACGGAUACCUACUUGGGUACUCGGAGGGCCUGGGUCUGGACAAUCUCGAUACCUACCUCCAAUCCACACUCUCACUUGGGAGGUGUGGUGGGCUCUGCCAGUCUGCCAGAGGCCGUGUGCCUGAGAAGGCAGGGUUUGUCACGUCUCGUUGGUUUUAUUGCAUUGACAGAGUGGCUUGUCUCCUGGCCGCUGUCGCCGCGUUUGGAUGA